Molecule: messenger RNA, 249 nt
Organism: Saccharomycodes ludwigii
Lineage: Eukaryota; Fungi; Ascomycota; Saccharomycetes; Saccharomycodales; Saccharomycodaceae
Gene: SMX3
Product: mRNA splicing protein SMX3
Exons: 2
Coding region: 1-249 (82 amino acids)
Biological process (GO): spliceosomal snRNP assembly; mRNA splicing, via spliceosome
Cellular component (GO): catalytic step 2 spliceosome; U1 snRNP
Molecular function (GO): RNA binding
Source: RefSeq, a predicted model, not a curated record
AUGAGUGAAGAAUUCCAACCUAUUAAUCCCAAACCUUUUUUGAAAAGUUUAAUUGAUAAACCAUUUUUGGUUACGUUGAAAUUUAAUAAAACUCAAUACAGAGGGAUCCUAGUUUCAACAGACAAUUAUUUCAACGUAAGAUUAAAAAAUGCCGAAGAAAUUAUUGAUGGGGAGAGUAAAGGCUUAGUGGGUGACAUUUUUAUAAGAUGUAAUAACGUGCUAUGGAUGGGUGAGGAAGUGUCCGUCUAA